CAAGCACACACGAAAAAUAACUUUUCUUCCUGGUCUGCAGCAGCUGCUCGCACGUGAGUUGGAACGUUGUCCUGGAGAUGUUAACAAACCCAGAAGGACUGAAUGAUGACCCGGAUGAGGGGUUCGGGGCCUUCGUGGCGCUGCAGGGUGGGGCCCUACAGUCCUCAGGGGUCCCUCAGGUCUAUUGGAGGAGCCUCUAUCACAAGAUCACCAACGAGGUCUACGAUGCCGGCGAGGUGUUUGGAAUAAUGCAGGUCCAGCAGGAGGAAGAUGGUGAAAAUGGAGAGAGGAAAAAAGGCAAUUAUGGAGUGGUGAUUGGGUGUAAAGUGGUUGUUACUCGGGAAAGUGGGCUGGAAGUCUCCGAUCCAACCAGCAUCUUUCUGGUUGACCAUGCUUGGACAUACCGGGUGGAGCACGCCCGGCAGCAACUGGAGCAGAUUCCGGGACUGCUGCCCAGGAUGGCCUCCCUCAUGGGGGUGGACUUCCACGGCGAGGACCCUCCUCCAGACGUAGUGGAGUUGAUAUUGGAGCGCAUGUGGAAAUACAACCAGACCUACCAGCUGUCCCAGGGGUCAGCAGAAGAAAAAGUUCCUGUGUGGUACAUCAUGGAUGAGUUUGGCUCCCAGGUGCAGCACUUGGACCAUCCCAGCUGCUGCAUGGCCCCCUUCUUCUACAUGCAGGGUCAGCUGGCCUACACUCUGCUCUGGCCUCUGCAAGAUCUGCAAGAAGGUGAUGAAGUAACCCGCGAUUAUGCAUAUGGGGAGACCAACCCGUUGCUACGGAGAUGCCGGUUGUUACCGUGGAUACAUGAUGAUCUGGAAGGAGUGAGCAGUGCCGUCACAGAACCAGCAGAUUCUUACUAUGAGGCCAUCGCACGAGAGAACAAGGAACAGCUUCCUGUUGAAAUCCAACCUUCUACUGUUCCCAACGACAAAAUCCUCAAAGUCUUCACUCAAAUGUCUCAAGUAAGACACAACCUGACGCAUCCUCGCUUUAUUCUGGUGGAGGAAGAGGAUGAGGCUGACAUCAUUUGGAAUUAUGAUCACAUCAAAGACUACAGGAAGCUGAGUGAAGAGCGGCCUCAUGUCAUGCUGAACCAGUUCCCCUGUGAGAGCUUAGUGACAGUGAAGGACUGCCUGGCUGCCAUGGGCCGCAGGCUGAAAGGCGGUCCCACAUCUGACUGGCUUCCAGAGACCUUCAACCUCCAGACGGAGCUUCCACACUUCAUCAAACAUUAUCAGCUGAGACGACUCAGGGGAGAAGACAACUACUGGAUCUGUAAGCCGUGGAACUUGGCCCGGGGUCUGGACACACACAUCACCAGUAAUCUGAACUGUAUCAUCAGACAGAGAGAGAGCACACCAAAGGUGGUGUGUAAGUACCUGCAUGAUCCGGUGCUAUUCAGCAGAGAAGAAGUAGGAAUGGUAAAGUUUGACAUUCGCUACAUGCUGAUGCUGCGCUCGGUGCAGCCACUGCGUCUCUUUGUCUAUGAUGUCUUCUGGCUGCGCUUCGCCAACAAGCCCUUCUCUUUGGAUCAUUUCGAUGACUACCAGAAACACUUCACUGUUAUGAACUAUGCAGAAGGAGUGCAGCUUAAACAGGUUCACUAUGAUGAGUUCAUCCCCAUGUUUGAGCAACAGUACCCUCAGUAUCCAUGGAAAGACGUGGAAGCAGGCUUAUUUAAGGCUUUCAAGGAAUUCUUCCAAGCCGCUUCAUCUCGGCCAGCACCGUAUGGAAUCUGUCCAUAUCAGUCAUCCCGGGCCAUCUAUGCUGUGGAUCUCAUGUUGAAGUGGUGUCAAGGGCAAAAUGGUGAGCGGUUCAUGCAGCCUCAGAUCCUGGAGUUGAACUUUAGCCCUGACUGUGCCCGGGCCUGCCUCUACCAUCAUGACUUCUACAACCACGUGUUCCAGACUCUGUUCCUGGAUCAGCCUGAGAACUGUCCAGUCACUCAGAUAGUGUGAACAAAGCUUCACUACAGAUGGUUUAGGCUUUUAUCAGCUUUUUCAGUAUUAAACUGACUGAUGUGUUUCACUGCAACAUAUUUUGUCCAAUCAAUUAUAAGGUAAACGACCUGCUCAGAAA
Messenger RNA from Xiphophorus maculatus (southern platyfish), 2082 nucleotides. RefSeq names its product tubulin tyrosine ligase like 12 (gene ttll12). Gene Ontology annotation, biological process: protein modification process. The record is from RefSeq and is a predicted model, not a curated record. NCBI's taxonomy places the organism in Eukaryota, Metazoa, Chordata, Actinopteri, Cyprinodontiformes, Poeciliidae. Bases 78 to 1961 code for a protein of 627 amino acids. The transcript is spliced from 14 exons.